AUGUCCGAACCACCGAUUAGACCUCACUCACCCGACGGCAGUGUUUUACAGCAGCGUCCGGAGAAGAAACCUCGCCUCGAAUCUUCCCUCCGUGCAUCUCCGGAUAACAAAAUGCUCAAUUCAGAUAACACCACGCAGCAUGGCUCAGUGAAUAAUUUGGAAGCCGACACCGGUCUUGUGAUCCAGCAAGCGACCGCUGCGACGAAGGUCAAAAACACCUCCCGCAAGAACAAGUCAAAGCACAAGCGCAUGGUUCCAGAACCCUACACGACAGAAUUUGUUGUAGCUCGAGAUGCCGCUUUGCUAUUGGGGAAAGAAUCUGUCGACAGAGCGUCUGCCGAUGCGACGGAUUGGAACGCCCCUUUCGAACCACGGGAAGAGGUUGAACUUGUUGUUUCCUGUCUAUCUUCCACUGGUGAUUCACUAUCCCUCGCUCCCUCGCCCCGGAAACCGUGGGUUGUUGUCACUCCGUUAGCGUUACCAGGAGAAAGAAUACGCGUCCGAGUGUACAGGCAUGCUCGUCUAUACUCCUACGCGGAUCUGCUAGAAGUGAUCACUCCCAAUGCGGACUGGCGGGAUAUGACAAGAGUGCAGUGCAAGUAUUUUGGUAAGUGUGCUGGAUGCCAAUAUCAAAUGCUUUCGUAUGACAGGCAGCUCGAUCUCAAGCGCAAUGUUGUUGUAAAAGCAUACGAAAACUUCUCAGGCCUAUCUCCAUCAUCCAUACCUGUAGUCCGUUCUACGAUCGCUUCUCCAUUGCAAUACGGAUAUAGAACUAAAAUUACACCUCACUUUGAUGCACCGCCGAAGAAAGCUCAGAAGGCUGCUGUAAAACCAACAGUUGACUCUAUGGAUAGACCGGAUUGGCUCAGAAUAGGCUUUAAUCGGAUAGGGACAAGGCAGGUAAUGGAUAUUGAGGAAUGUCCCAUCGCGACACCCAUUUUGAAUGAGACCCUUGGUCCUCUUCGCGAGCGUAUCACUGCUAAUAUUUACACAUACAAGAAGGGUGUUUCCUUACUGCUACGGGACUCGUUAGAGCCUCCACCAUCUGAGACGCAAGGGGAGCCACCGGCAAGCUUCGCUAACGCCGACAGUUUGUCUGUGGCACUAGACAAACAUGUCUGCAUCACCGAUCAUAAAGGUAGCGUUCGCGAACGCGUUGGAGACAAGGUUUUUAAAUACACCGCCGGGUCAUUCUUCCAGAAUAAUAAUUCUGUUUUGGUCCCUUUGACAUCCUACGUAAGGGAUGCUAUCUUCCAAUCGUCUACGUCCUCCAUAUCCUCAUCGCUCCGUCCUACCCAUCUCGUCGACGCAUACUGUGGUAGCGGGCUCUUUGCCAUCACUCUUGCCCCUCACUUCGACAAAGUCACUGGCAUCGAAUUAUCAGAAGAUUCUAUCCGAUGCGCAACACAUAGCGCGGAGCUGAAUCAUCUUCCUCCUAAAAAAUGUACUUUCAUGGCAGGCGACGCGUCCAACAUCUUCGCAACUGUACAAGGAUUCCCCAGGGAUCAAACUGCCCUCAUUAUCGACCCACCGCGGAAGGGCACAGACGAGAAAUUUAUCGAUCAAUUGCUGCAAUUCAAAUGCGCGACCGUGGUGUACGUGAGCUGCAACGUCCAUACACAAGCGCGAGAUAUUGGGAUGAUCUUGCGGAAGUCAGAGAUGAUGGAAGGGCAGAGAUAUGUGCUCGAAAGUUUGGUAGGGUUUGAUCUGUUUCCACAAACUGCACAUGUAGAAUCAGUUGCGGUUUUACGGCUUGUAUGA
Molecule: messenger RNA, 1761 nt
Organism: Fibroporia radiculosa
Lineage: Eukaryota; Fungi; Basidiomycota; Agaricomycetes; Polyporales; Fibroporiaceae
Exons: 6
Coding region: 1-1761 (586 amino acids)
Biological process (GO): tRNA processing
Molecular function (GO): tRNA (uracil(54)-C5)-methyltransferase activity, S-adenosyl methionine-dependent
Source: RefSeq, a predicted model, not a curated record